Emericellopsis cladophorae is the source of this 999-nucleotide messenger RNA. RefSeq lists its product as uncharacterized. The record is from RefSeq and is a predicted model, not a curated record. The transcript is spliced from 3 exons. Lineage: Eukaryota; Fungi; Ascomycota; Sordariomycetes; Hypocreales; Bionectriaceae. The coding region runs from base 1 to 999 and encodes 332 amino acids. Gene Ontology annotation, molecular function: dioxygenase activity.
AUGUCGUCAGAAGCCACUGCCGAACUGUACAGGGACGUCCCAAAGGCGGAUCUGCUCACCAUUGACUUUGCCAACCUCUUCGACAAGGACCCCAAGGAGCUCGCCAAGCUGAUUCGCGCCUGCGAGCGGGAUGGCUUCUUCUACAUUGACCUACAGAAUCCGAGCUCCGCCAACUUCUGGAGCGACCUCUUUCGUGCGGACGAGAUCACGAAGAAGUGGUUCGCCCUGCCUGAGGAUUUGAAGCUCCAGACUCCGACCGUUUCCCUCGCGCACGGGUUCAAGGCGGUAGGGAACCAAUCUGGCGCCAUUGAGUCCCACCGGGAUGGCUUCGAAGCUCUCAAGAUCGGGAAGCACGAGCUGAGCGGCCGCUGGGCCCUCGCCCCCGUCGUCCGUGAGCACCUUGCGCUGUUCGACCACGUCACCGCAUCGUGCCACUUCAUCUCCAAGCUCCUGCUCGACUGCCUGUCCGACGGGCUCGGUCUCAAGGGCGAGGCCCGUCUCGAGACGCACCACCGCGACGACUGCCGCUCCAAGUCGACCCUCUACUUCCUGCACUACCCCCCCGGCGACCAGAACCCCGAUCAGGUGGGCCAGAACAUGCAUACGGACAUUGGCACGCUGACGAUCCUCUGGGCGCCGCAAUGGGGGCUCCAGGCCUUCGCGCCCGGGACGGGUACGUGGGAGUACAUCGAGCCCCGCCCGGGCAAGAUCAUCGUCAACGUCGGCGACACGCUGCGCUUCCUGUCGGGUCGGCGGUUCAAGUCGGCCCUGCACCGCGUGCUGCCCAUUGGCGGGGUCCAGCACGAGGACCGCUACGCGACAUCGUACUUUCUGCGGGCCAACGACUCGACAGAGUUUGAGGACAGCAACGGCCAGGACUCGGACGCCAAGUCGUGGUACCUCCAAAAGUACCAGAUGUACGAGAUGCCGCACGAGAUCCAGAAGCAGCGGACUGUGCUGUCGGGCGGCAUGGCGCAGGAGCUCAAGGCGAGUUUCUGA